UGUCAAGAUAUUACAAGUUGCAGGAAAGCAAGAAAGUUGAGGAUCUCCAUUUGUUUUAUAUUUUAAAUAUCAAGAUGACAUCUACAGAGCCUAUGUAUUGUUCUCAACAGAUAAAGAUACCACCAGAGUUACCAAAUAUAUUAAAACAGUUCACAAAAGCAGCGAUCAGAACACAACCAAAAGAUGUUUUGCAGUGGUCUGCAGCGUACUUUGAUGCAUUAAAUAAAGGGGAACAGCCUCCAGUAAAAGAGAGACUAGAUUAUAAACUCGGCCAACCACUGGAUAACCCAGUAACAAAAGGGGCACUGGCUGUUCUCCACAAGCAGCUUGGAAAUAAACCAGUUGUUGAACUUUGCAAAGUUGAAGAAAAAUGGAAUGCAUUGUGUUUACCAAAAACGAAUUUGGAUGAAGUUAUGAGGUUAGGAAGUUUUGGUGAAGAAUUCAACUGGCUACAAUUUUUGGCUUUGGCCUGCAGUACUAUAAACUCGAACCUGACCUCAACAAUGCAAACGAUAUGCGACAUGAUCACAAAAGACCUUGAAGGGGGACCAUCAAGAAUAUCAUUUAAGAAAUUCAAACUAUUGUACACGUACCUAGCUGAAGUUGAUGGUGACAUCUCUGCAGAACACGUGGCUUCUGUUCUCGAGCAUUUGUCAUCUGACGCCGAUCGACAGCAAGGCAAGGUUGGACCAGGGAAUUUCAUGAACGAUGCAUGCCCGAGACUUGCACCCGAAUCGUCUUGAUGUGUCUUUAUUUAUUUUUAUGUUGUAAAUACCAUUUCGUAUAUAUUGAUUUGAAGUUUUAUUUGAAGUUCUAUCUCGUCAUUUUUUGUAGAUAGUAUCAGACGUGUAUUCCAGCUAUUUGGCUUGAAAAUCUUA
Messenger RNA from Rhopilema esculentum, 878 nucleotides. Its product is annotated as ropporin-1-like protein. The record is from RefSeq and is a predicted model, not a curated record. NCBI's taxonomy places the organism in Eukaryota, Metazoa, Cnidaria, Scyphozoa, Rhizostomeae, Rhizostomatidae.